Amphimedon queenslandica is the source of this 1513-nucleotide messenger RNA. Its product is annotated as glutamate-rich WD repeat-containing protein 1-like. Gene Ontology annotation, molecular function: protein binding. Bases 94 to 1404 code for a protein of 436 amino acids. NCBI's taxonomy places the organism in Eukaryota, Metazoa, Porifera, Demospongiae, Haplosclerida, Niphatidae. The record is from RefSeq and is a predicted model, not a curated record. Gene Ontology annotation, cellular component: nucleolus. Gene Ontology annotation, biological process: ribosome biogenesis. The transcript has 11 exons.
UAGCAUUGGAAUGUGAUAACAAUAACAAACAUGGACUAAUAUCCGGAGUAAGUAUACCCAUCUAAUAUACGGAUCUACCCACGUGUUGUCACAAUGGAUGAAGAAGAGUAUGUGGAAGAAAUGGAGGAAGAAGGAGAGAGAGAGGAAGAUGAUGAUAAAGAAGUGUUUAUACCAGGACUAUCAAACCAAGAAGGAGAAGGUGAACUAGUACACGAUCAAUCAGCGUAUCACAUGUAUCACACUGCUCAAACAGGUGCUCCUUGUUUAAGUUUUGAUAUACUAAAGGACAGUCUGGGGGAGAGUAGGACGACCUACCCAAUGACAGCUUACCUAGUGGGAGGGACUCAAGCAGAACUGGGAAAACAAAACCAUAUUAUAUUAAUGAAAAUGCAUCAACUACACUCUACACUGAAGGAACCAAAUGAAGAUGAUGAUGAAAGCGAUGAUGAUGAACUUGAGAAUGAAAGUCCUGAACUAGAGACUGUCAUGAUACAACACACAUCAACCAUCAACAGAAUAAGAGUAGCUCCUAUACGUACUAGCACCAUUGUGGCCACGUGGGCGGAGUCGGGGAGCGUUCAUUUAUGGGAUGUAUCUAAACAUUGUUUAAUGUUGGACAGUCCAGGGACCGGGGGAGCCCCUUCAAUCAGGGGACAUAUUGAAAAACCAAUGCAUACUUUUAAUGGACACAAAUGUGAGGGAUACGGUCUUGAUUGGAAUGAAGUGGUGCCUGGUAGAAUGUGCUCGGGUGACAAUAACGGGAAUAUCCAUAUAUGGAAUUAUAAAGAAGGAGGAACCUGGACUGUUGAUAAGAGACCAUUCACUGGCCACAGGAACUCAAUAGAAGAUCUACAAUGGAGUCAUGAUGAACCAACAGUAUUUACAAGUUGUUCGUCGGAUGGUUCUAUUCGUGUGUGGGAUAUUAGGGCUCCUCCCACUAAAGGAUGUAUGAUAGCACUAGCCAACGCUCAUGAAUCUGACGUGAAUGUAAUCAAUUGGAACAAAUACGAACCAUAUAUAGUAUCUGGUGGAGAUGAUUGUUUAUUGAAAAUAUGGGACCUAAGAUUAAUACAAAGUAAUCAAGAGACUGCAGCUGUAUCAAUGUUCAGCCAUCACACCAAACCAGUGGUAUCUGUCGAAUGGAAUGAUAAUGACUCCUCAGUCUUUGCAUCAGCUAGUGAAGACAAUCAAAUUGUCCAAUGGGAUCUCUCAGUUGAAAAAGAUGAUGAAGCUAGCAUCAGCUGUCAAGCUAAUGAUAGUUUGAAGGACAUUCCACCACAACUGCUGUUCAUUCAUCAGGGACAGGAAGAAAUAAAGGAGUUACAUUGGCACUGUCAGUUACCAGGUGUACUGGUCAGUACAGCUGGUAACGGAUUUAAUAUAUUCAAAACUAUUAGUGUCUAGUUAAUUAAUUAAAACUAGUUAAUUCAUUAAUAUGUAAAAAUUAAUAAUGAGAAAGGUGUGUGUGUGUGUGUGUGCAUUUCAUAAAUACAUAAAAUUGUUUUAUCUAAAA